Molecule: messenger RNA, 13384 nt
Organism: Anopheles gambiae (African malaria mosquito)
Lineage: Eukaryota; Metazoa; Arthropoda; Insecta; Diptera; Culicidae
Gene: Alk
Product: tyrosine-protein kinase receptor
Exons: 13
Coding region: 2007-7778 (1923 amino acids)
Biological process (GO): positive regulation of kinase activity; cell surface receptor protein tyrosine kinase signaling pathway; multicellular organism development
Cellular component (GO): signaling receptor complex; membrane
Molecular function (GO): transmembrane receptor protein tyrosine kinase activity; protein binding; ATP binding
Source: RefSeq, a predicted model, not a curated record
CCUCACCGCCACGUAUCCUCUCCGAAUGUUUCGCGCUGGCGUGAAAAGGAGGCGAACAAAAUCAACCCUAAACGCUUGAAGAAAGAACAGAAAGAGAAGGCAAGCAAGAGAGUGAGAGUGUGUGUGCGCCAGAGAGAUUAGUUUAAAGGCCAAAAAAAAAAGGGGGGUUUUUCACCGAGAUCGGGAGAAGCUUACAGGGCCCCAGAAGCAACACACUCCAUACGCCGACGAAAGCUCGCGGAAGACGUUCGCUCCAGACCAGUGGCCCGAGUCGGUGUGCGCCCAGUGCGUGUGCGCGUGUGUGUGUACAGUGAAUUUUCCUUGCUGUCCUGUGCUGUGCUCAUCCCGAAAAAGAAGCAGGUUUUUCGGGUUUUACGGGCACAGCUGCCACCAUGUGGUGGAAAACAGUGUUGUGUGAUAAUACAAGUUAGUGUGUGGGCCAGGUGCGUUUUUCCAGUUUCUGCAGGUAGAUCAGUGUGCAGUGAUUUUGUGUGUGUGUGUAUGAAGUGUGAGCUUUUCAGCUGCGUGUUGUGAAUACAAAAAAAACAUCGCACAUACACACAAACACGGAUGUGAGCUGUGUGAGCGCCUCCGGAAAUAGGUGGCCCGGAACGUCGUUCGAGUGUGUAACUAAAAGGGAAAAAUAAGAAGAAGAACAAAAUAUCACACUCCGAACUCCUCCUCACUUCACUCCUACAAGGGAUGGUUCGGCUUGCGGCCAGUUUGCCGUGGGCAGUCGGAUACCCUACCGCAGCCUUCGCGUUCGCCACGCCACGAACCCGAUAACGCCCGGACCGACGGAUCGGUGGGUUUUAUGCAAUCGCCGGCGACCGGCCCGUAACGCGUGGCAUGGUGAGCAGCAGUAUGGUGAGGAGUGGCCCUGCGGGCAGUCCAAACGUGGCAGUGAAAAUGGCCGUCGGGACGAUUUACCAGCGGCCGGUGGAGGUGUACCCGUACGAUAGUGGCGAGCUGGGGGGAGCACCCACCGUGGUGGUGUUGGCCAGUGUGUACCAAGUUUAGGCCCUCUGCUGGAAUGUGUUCUAGUGUUCCGUUUUGUACGUCAUCUAUCCCACAGCACUACGCUUCUUUGUGACGCUUCUUUUGAUUUUCGGUGAAGCAAAAAAAAAAACAAAAAAAAACUUCCGGAAAAAGCAUCACAAAUGUACGCAAACAGCUUCUCGGUGCGAAAAACAAAUACCCAGGCCGUGCCCUGAAAGGAACACGCAGGGUGUACGCGUGUCGUAGUGGUGUGGUAGCUGCUAUUUCGUAACAGCCCCGAGUAGUAGUCGCCCCCGGUGCGCGGUUUGGGGCACGCGAUGGGGACGCCCAGUAGUGUGAGGGAUGCUGUGAAUUGCUCAUCCUGUGAAGCUCGUGCGUGCAUCGGCCUUGCUGAAAAGUGCAUCGUGAAAACGAACGCUCAAAACGUUUAAAAGAAAAGUGUGCAAAAAAAGGGGGGAGAAAAAAGCGAAACACAUACGACAGAAAACGGCGACGUAAAUCCAGCCUUCGCGUUCCAGCGCACGUUCCCGUUUUUCCCGGUGCGAGAGAGCGUGGAGUGAGUUUGCACCCCGUAGGACGGGCGCAGCCCAUUUUUGCACGUACGCAGCCCAGCAGGCGAAGGUCGCGUACUACGUGUAACCGUGUGUGUGUGUGAGCGUGAGCGCGGUGAGCGCGCGCCUUUUCUCACGCGCUAAGUGGUGAGAAGAAAAAAUAAAGCGACAAGGGAGCGGAGGAGAGCUGCGUAAUGCAUGGUGCGGAGGAGCUGUGCGGAUUUACAGCAGCUUCCCGUUGUCGUGCUGUGUUGCCAGUGCGCCAAUUUACGCGAAAACGGAAGCUGCAAAGCAUAAAACGCCAACUAGAGCACAACGCAACCACAAUACACGCGAAGUGGUGAAAAUAAAGUCCGAACGCUAGUGAGAGUGGUGAGUGAGCGAGUGAGUGGUGAGUAAAACAGAGGUAGUAAAAGAAGAAACAACGGUAGCCGAAAGAAAAAGCUCUUUACGGGGAUGGAAAUCGGAAGAACAACAAACAACCUGCCGCACAGUGAGUUUAGCGGACGGUGUAGACUUUCGGCGAACGUGCCACGCAAGAUGGCGUCCGCUAGUGGUGGUGGUAGGUUGCGCCCCAGUGUGCUGCUGACCCUUUUGGUGGCCGUACUGCUGGCCCCAGCGGUGUACGCUCAGCGUCCGCUCGGGAACUCCACGUUCGGGGCGUCCCACAACUCGUCCGGUGUCAUCAACGCCCAUCCGGUGCUGACCACCAGCACCACCACCACGACCGAGACGCCCCGUUCCGUGCUGCCGGCCUCCGCGUCCGGCUUUGAAGAUUCAUUCGAAGACGACAGCUCCGAUCUGGAGGAGCACGAACACCACGACGAACACCACGACCAUGAGCAUCAUCUGCACCACCAUUACGAGCAUCAUGAUGGAGGUGAAAGUGGACACGGUAGCUUCCCGCACCCGAACGGGGAGAUGAAUGCCGGUGCAAGCCGGAACGGUGGACACGACGGUGCUCCGAUCGGAUCGCGCCAACCGGGCAGCCGGUUAAUAAAUCCGUACUUCCCGACGCCCGCCUCGACGCAGGGCGGUUCGAAGACGACGGAACCGCAGAACCGGCGCCCGUUCAAUCCGGCCCGACCCGGGCGCGGUCGCAAAACGUCACCGAUUAACGAGCUGCGCAAGCUGAGCAAAAUCUCCACCACCAACAUGAACGGGCUCGACUCGGGCGGUGAGCCUAUUUCGUACGGUUCGACCACGCACCGCCGUGGCCAGACGGUGCAUCAUGGGGGAGCGAACGCGUACGGGCAGGAGAGUGCUGGUGGAGCUGCCGGUAGUUCUGCUGCAAGUGGUUCCGAUGCGGGAAGAGGAGGAGCUGGUGGUGGUGGUGGUGGUGGUGGAGGCACCGUCCUACAGGGAGGACGUGGUGCAGCCGACUACGGCAAUCGUGGCCGGUCGGAUCCGGGCCGUGGGGUUGGCGUUCUGAUGCAAUCGCCCGGCUACUACACGUCCGGCUCGUCCUACAGCCGACAGGGUGAUGAUCCACUGCGGACACUGAGAGCGCGUUACAACGAGGAGCGUUACCACAACUCCGUCCCCGAUCAGGGCUCCGAGAUGGACGAGAUACUCGGCAUGAAGUGCAACUUCGAGACGGAGUGUGCCUGGACGUGGGAUGAGAACGAUCAGCACGGAUUCCAGGUGGUGACGGGCGUCAACCUAACGGAAUCGAACCGCACCGGGCUGAUGCCGGGACCGGGUGCCGAUCCGGCCCACAAUGCAAACGGCCACUUUCUGCAUCUGCGGCUCACGCAGGACAGUCAGCCGCAAAUUCUCACCUCGCCGAUUUUCGGUGCCACGAAGGAAAACUGCUACCUGGAGGUGUUUACGCACCAGAGCGCGAUGCAUCAUGGGAGCAUACGGAUCGUGAUCGAGACGAUCGGCAACCAGGAGUCGAGCUGGGUGCCGGCCGAAAUUAUGGGCAACGAUCUGCGCCGCUGGCAGCUGAACACGUUCCGCAUCGAUCGCAUCUCGAAGGACUUUAAGGUGCUGUUCGAGGUGGUACCGAACAAGCUGGGCGGACAGGCGCGUGGGCACGUGAGCAUCGAUAACUUGCGCAUGGUGAACUGCUUCCCGGACUCGAUCAGCACGAACAACUGCAGCUACUCGCAGGUGCAAUGUACGGACAACAAGCUCCCUGUGUGCAUCAAAACACCAAAGAUCUGUGACAUCACAGUAGACUGUGACGACAAUGAGGAUGAAACGUUGAAUUGCGAUAAAAUCCCGUUUGGUGGCCGCUGUGACUUUGAGUCGGGUUGGUGCGGUUGGCAGAACUACGGCAAUGUGAUACUAUCCUGGGCUCGACACUCCGGUCCAACGCCAACAGAAAAGACGGGCCCCGAUGUGGACCACACGCACGAAAACUCGAACGUCACCGGGUACUACAUGUUCGUCAACAUGAACCAGCACGCGAACGAUAGUGAAAAGAAGUCACUGGUCGGGUUAGCGAGCAAUGCCAUCAUGAACAGUGUCGUCUUCAACCCACCGCCGCUGGUACACACGAACGCAAGCUCACCGUACCGGAACUCCUGUGUGGUACGGUUCUACGUCCACCAGUACGGCAUGAACCCGGGCAGCAUUAAUCUGUCCAGCGUGGAGAUCCGCGAGAAGGAAAACUUUACCACCACGCUGUGGUGGAGUUCGAAGAACUUGGGAGAGGAUUGGGUUCGGGUGGACAUAAUUCUGCCCAACAUUACGACGAAGUACUAUCUGCAGUUUGAGGCGCGGAUGGGUAUGCGCAUCUUUUCCGAUGUGGCGAUCGAUGACUUUUCGCUCAGCCCGGAGUGUUUUGGGUUGAAUAUACCGGCCGAACAUCUGCAGGGGUACAACUAUUGGGAUCCGCGCAUAGGCGGGGCGAAGCAACCGCACAAGGAUUUCGUUGGGAAGUCAUUCCUGGAACUCAACACCUGCGGUGCCAAGGGUCAACAAGGUCCUACGCCGGCCGAUUGUCUGUCGUCGUACAACAACACGGAAGCGUUCAGUGCAGUUCACGUGAUCGAUAGUCACCCGUUCAAGGGCAUCCAGGCGUGGAAGGUUCCCAAUGAGGGUUACUACACAAUCAUCGCUAAAGGUGCAGGUGGUGGUCUUGGGUCCGGUGGUGUUGGCUCAUCCCGCGGCGCAAUGGUACUGAGUGUGCUGGAGCUUCACAAGGACGAGGAGAUCUACAUCCUGGUUGGACAGAGCGGUGAGCACGCGUGCAUCAAAUCGAUGGGCUAUCGGGACGAGUCGUGCGAGACGCGGAACAAACAGCUCAACCUCGACACGACCUGGAUGCACUCGAAGACGCAGCAGGUGAAGAACACGAUCAUCGAGGAAGGUGCCGGUGGAGGUGGUGGCGGGACGUACGUGUUUUUGUUGAACUCAGCAAAUACGGCAGUUCCGCUGCUGGUUGCCGGUGGUGGUGGAGGACUCGGCGUUGGCCGUUACCUGGACGAUGACAUUCAGCAUGGCAAGAAGUAUCUGUCGUUCAAGAAGGAUGUGUCGGGUACGGCGCACGGGGAAUCGACCCGACAGGCCGGCCCGGGUGGUGGUUGGCGUGCCCAGGCUGAUAUGGGGCUGGAUCCACACUAUGGGGCGUCGCUGCUGGAGGGUGGCCGUGGAGGACUCCCUUGCUAUACGCCGCGUGGAACUCACGGACAAGGUGGCUUUGGAGGCGGUGGUGGAGGAUGUGAUACGGGCGGUGGUGGUGGUGGAUAUUCCGGCGGUGAUACGAUGAUCAAUUCCACGAAUGGUGAGGGCGGUUCGUCGUUUAUGGCAUCGAAGCGCAACGUGCCGGAGCUGUCGAUGGAAUUUUCCGGUGCAAACGGUGGCCAUGGUGCGGUGUUGAUCAUCCCUGCGAUACAGGGCUGCGGAUGUGACUACCGGUGUGUGGCGUUGGACGAGUACCGUGCCACUGUGGGGUGCAUCUGUCCCGACGGGUGGACACUGAAACCGGACAACUAUACUGCGUGUGAAUUGCCCACGGAAGCCGUGGAAAUGAAGUACCUAAUAAUGUUCUUUGUCGUCGUCGUGCUCGUGCUUUGCGCUGCACUGGCCAGUCUUAUAUUGAUACUCUAUAAUCGUUACCAGAGAAAGCGUCAGGCGGCACUGCGCCACAAGAUGCUGCUCGAGCAGGACCUGCAGCUGAGCCGGCUGCGCAGUACGGCCGACGACUCGGCACUGACCAACUUCAAUCCGAACUAUGGUUGUGAUGGCAUACUGAACGGGAACGUGGAUGUGAAGAGUCUGCCACAGGUCGCUCGUGAAAGUUUGCGUUUGGUGAAAGCCCUUGGGCAGGGUGCUUUCGGUGAGGUGUAUCAAGGUCUGUACCGCCACCGGGACGGCGAUGCGGUGGAGAUGCCGGUCGCGGUAAAAACCCUGCCCGAAAUGUCGACCGGACAGGCAGAGUCGGACUUCCUGAUGGAGGCGGCCAUUAUGGCCAAGUUUAACCAUCCCAACAUCGUGCAUCUGAUAGGCGUUUGUUUCGAUCGACAUCCUAGGUUUAUUGUGCUGGAGCUGCUUGCUGGCGGAGAUCUGAAGAACUUCCUCCGGGAAGGUCGCAAUAAACCGGAACGUCCCUCGCCACUAACGAUGAAGGAUCUGAUCUUCUGUGCGCUGGAUGUAGCGAAGGGCUGCCGGUACAUGGAGAGCAAGCGCUUCAUCCACCGGGACAUCGCCGCCCGGAACUGUCUGCUCAGCAGCAAAGGGCCGGGCCGGGUGGUGAAGAUUGCCGACUUCGGUAUGGCCCGUGACAUCUACCGCUCCGACUACUACCGCAAGGGUGGCAAGGCGAUGCUGCCGAUCAAGUGGAUGCCACCGGAAGCGUUCCUGGACGGUAUCUUCACCUCCAAGACGGACGUCUGGUCGUUCGGGGUGCUGCUGUGGGAGGUGUUCAGCUUGGGCCUGAUGCCCUACACCGGCCUGCCCAACCGGGACGUGAUGCAGCUGGUAACGGGUGGCGGUCGGCUCGACGCUCCCCAGGGCUGCCCGAUGGCCGUGUACCGCAUUAUGGCGGAGUGCUGGAAUCCAACGCCCGAAGAGCGGCCAACGUUCUCGAAUCUGCUCGAACGGUUGACGACCUGCACGCAAGACCCGGAGGUGAUGAACGCACCGCUACCCAGCUUCUUCAGACCACCGUCGAAUGAGCGUGACACGACGAUAAUGCGUCCGCCCGGGAACGAUGACUUCUGUCUGCAGGUGCCCAACUCCUCCGACUAUCUGAUACCGCUGCCGGGUCCACGCUCAGUAGCGGAGCGGCUUCUUAGCGAGGCGACCGGCGUCACCAUUCCGGACACGCUGAUGACCUGUACGCCGCCCAAGAACGCGUCCCCACGCAUCAUGAACGGCCACACGGUGGUGGUGUCGAAUGCGCUCGUCGGCCACGGUGCACCACAGCAACCGCCCAUGACGACCGUCACCGAUGGCGCCUGCUGGGAGACGUCCUUCAUACGCAAACACCCGGGCCAGGCAUGCCCGGCCGGUGUUCCCCUUCCACCGCCACCGGUACUCGAUCCCGCCGAAGCAGUCCUUCCACCGAACGGUCCGUCGAUGGUGCCGCCUCCGCCCGUACCCGAGGUGGCCGACAAGCUAAUAUCGCUCGACACACCGCAACAAACACCGACCGCCAUCCAGCCGCCCAUCUCGUUCAGCAACAAUCCGGUCAUCGGUGAGCUCGGGGAGGGAGUCCCACCUGCCCCCACCAACGGUGGACCGAUGACGAACGGUAACGGUCACGGUCACGGACCACCGAUGGUAGAAUCGCCGAUCGAGACGGCCAAGCUGCUGAGCAGCAUUCCGCCACCGAUCACGCUCGAUCCGGCUGCGCUUAGCAUGCAGCAGAACCACGUGGUCGGUACGUCGUACGCGAACAUCCGCAUGAUGAACAGCGCGAACGGGAAUGGCGCCGGCGGUGGCCAUAAUCACAGCAGCAGCAACAAUGGUAACAACAACAACAACCAUGGCGAUCAUGGUGUGAUCGUGGACAAGCUGAGCGGCACCGGAGGGAUGGUGAUCACGUACAGCAACGGUCCGACGGGUGUUAAUGGCGGUGUGAAUGGUGGUAAUGGCGGCAAUGGUGGCAGCAACCACAGCACGAACGGUCACCACGGCCACGGUGGCAAUGGGGGAGGCGACAAGGGAUCGGGCGGUUCCGGGCAGGAUCCGUCUCGGCAGGCGGCCCCGUUCACGAUUCAAACGUUCAGCGAGCGGUACAUUAGCCCGGAAAACCAUUCCGAGAUCAGCUGUUAAGAUGGAAGGGGGAGGGGGGAGAAAGGGGAAGUGAUAGCGAUCAAUCGAAAAAUGCCAAACCACAAAAACACAAAAACACAUAAACCACAAGCAAACACAUACACCCCGACACACUUAUAUAAAGUAUCAUUGGUGGACAUACAUUGGCCACUAAUUUGAAAAAGUAUUUCGUAACGAAAAUCAAUAUAUAUAUAUACAUAUGUAAUACUAUAUAAAGAAGAAUACACACAAACACACACAUAGUGACACACAGAUACAAAUAUACAAAUGCAUUAUUUGUACAUAUAUUUGCGUAAACUUAGUGAAAAUGGGAUGCAAACCAAACAAACACACACAAAAGUUGGACUAUAUUUAUAUGAGCAACACAUAACCCGCAGUGUUAGGUGGACAUGUUUGUAGGGUUGUCGCGGUAAGUGUGACAACAAACAAACAGAAAAAACAAAACAAACAUAAGUAACAUGAAUGUAAAACAGAUGGAACAGAAAAUGUUUUGCCCUUUUUUGUCCAAACCAGUCCACCGAGUGGAGAAAAACAAGACGAAACAAGUGUAUGUGUGUGCGAAGGGGUAAAAGCAAAACAACAAAACAAACACAGUACAGAGAGCAACUGAAAAGAGAACAAGGAAAGUUACUAGUAAAGGUACUGAAUUUGAUUAGAAAUAACACAAACUAACAUGGAAAGACAAGAAACAAAUUGAUACGAUAACGUCAAGAUCAGGAUAAACAGAUCAUAGAUUCUGCUGUAAAGUGUACAGCAACAGUAACCAAAACUGAGUUGUUUCAAAGCGUCCAACGCACAGUUUGUUGGGUGACCGUUCUUUUCGACCCUGCCCUCUCACAGAAACACACUCACAAAAAACGGGGGUUUCUCCGUACAGAUGGCGUCUUGGGCGAGUAUUACUGUAGCAGGACGAAAUUUGUUACAAAACCAAAUGAAAUGAAGUGCUCAGAGAGGUGGGAGGGGGGGAGUUGAACAAGGUAUUCCGGCGUGUCAUUAGCUAGGGGACGAGAGCUUAUCCCACAUUUUAACAACGACAAAUUCACACCAAUUAAAAGAGAGAGGGGGGUAGAAAGCAAAAAGAGUAAAAAAUCCACUUUGAGAUUCAGUUCAGUUCAGUUCAGUUUGUGCUUACUAAUUCGUAUUGGAAGCCAUUUUUCAAGCAUUUCCUAUUAGAUUUUCUGUAUUAGUACACCUUUUCGUUAGUGCUUAUAGCCAGCGCCAUCUGGUUGAAAUCGGCAAAAGCUAAUCGUAUCAGCGUUCGUUUACAAACAUACGGCACAAAACUCCGGCUACUUUUCUAAACCGGGGUUUAUGAAACCUUCUUUGCUCAAAGGAUAGUUGUUGUCCCGUUUGCUUAGCGGCGAUGACCUUCACUGCGUCUACCGCGCAGUUCUUCGGGAGGGGUUCGUAAAAGCAAAACCUAACCUAUUAGUAGAGUACACUAGUUACGUUUCAGCAGUCGAUGCGGUUGUGAUGAUUUAGCAAAAGAGAAGCAAAAGCGAACAGAGCAGUUGUGUUGUUGUUUGAUUUAGGUUUAUAAUUUGUGUAAGAAGAAGAGAGAAAAAAAACACAGCAAACAAAAUUGAGUCGUGAUUAAGGAUUGUUAAGGAAACAGAAAACGCUUGCGCUUUUCGAAGGGAAUUGGUGGUUUUCAGCUGUCGAAAUUAGGAGUCGAAAAUAAUUGCGCGGAGCUGAUUCGCGUGUGCGAUGAUAGUAUUGUUGAUUAUAUUUGAUUAAAAAAACAAGGGUUAAGCCAAAAAGCGUGCUUAGGAUUGCAACAAACGUUUGCAAUGUUGUUUUGAAGAAAGCAAAAAAAAGGUGACCCAUUGAAACAGGUUAGUGAGUUUAGAACGAGGGAACGUUUUCGGUCCCCGCCCCACAAAAAUGGGUCCGCAUUGUAUUAAUUACCGCACCCCGCAUUGGGUGGACAUUUGCAUUGCUCCAAACGGUUUGUUUGCCGGGUGCGCUUUCCACGCACGCCCCUCCAACAGCCGCCCCGUUGUACUGAAGCGCUCAGCUACGAUGUUAUAAACUGUGUCUUUGUUUUGAUUGUAUACUACACAGUAAGCCAUGGCUCUUCGGUCGUCAGACUCUAAAUGCCGCUCAGUGUCCAGUGCUCAGUGUGCGUGCGUGCAUGUAUGUGUGUGUGCGUAUUUACUCGAUGUGUUUAAUAAGCAGUGAGUCGAAGGACAAACUUAGAGAUGUAAGCAAACACACAUACACAUUACCACUACACACCACUAACCAGGAACGUGCUGGACCGUUUCUCCGGCCCAGCCUGUUUUGUUUAGUGGGUUGAAUUCUCCAGAUGCCAAAACUAGUUAAACCAUGCAUAGCUCACUAGAAAGGACCGAGGGAGGGGGGAACCCCCCCCCCCCCGGAAUUCGAGUCGCUCAAAGGAAUUUUGAAACCCUCUAGCACACCAGCGCAAAGGGGCAAAUGGUAUGGAACAAAUAAUAAUAAUACUAAUAAUAAUAAAUAAAAAAUAAUGAUAAACAAUAAAUGUAACCUUUGUACACAAACACACACAAAAUGAACAUUGCAGAUUAAUUUUGAUAGAAUUGUACAGGAUAAUCAGUUUGUAAAUCGAGGUCUCCCGCAAUGCGGACACCCGGACAGCCCGCACAUGCUCGGGAACGGGACGGGCGGGCGGGAGGACACGUGGCGUCCUCCGGGACCGUGGGUUAAGAAAUUGAACUCACAAACACACGCAAACUCACAUAAAGAGCGAAAGAAGCAUUAGGUGUGAGCAGAAGAAGGAGGGACAUGUUUUUUAAUGUAUACAAAAUAACUCUACAGACAUAUACUUAUAUUACCCUAGCGGAGAAAAGAACAAAUCGCAUGUGCGUGCGUGCGUGUGUGUGUGUGUUUGUGUAAUGUAUGAGUGCAUGUUAAGUGUUUAAUAAGCGAAGGCUGAAGGCGAACAAAAUAGUGCAAGUGAGAUGAAAUAUUAAAUAAAUUUACUAACUUAAUGGCACACACUACCAAACACACAUAUGGCAGAUAAAUGCUGCUGCGUCAGUUCCCAACCUAUGGAUGUAAAUGAGUGUUAUCUACUUUAUACUGUGACCCUUACCCUCCUCCCCCAGCUCCCCCACCAUCCCGUUUCCUAACCCGUUUCCCCUCAUGUCCCUCGUCCGUAAAAUGAGCCGUUGUGAAAAUGCUUUAGAACAAGGACGCUUUUUUCGUAUUCAAGCUGUAGCAACAACUAGGGUCAAUAAUAUUAUACACAUGGACGAGAUUGAGGGUUGAUGUGCGAGCGUGUGCAUCACUAAAUAAGUAUCUAUAUAAUCGAACUAUUACACACACACGUGGGAACGUGGCGGCCACAUUCUGUAGCUAAGUGUGUUGAUGUUGAACAAUGAGGUGAGAGGUUUUAGUUUUCCUUUUCCAGCAAGCCAUUUGAUUCGUUGCAUUUCCGUUGAACGUAGUGAAUACAAUUAAACAAAGAAGGGCGCGGUUACGAGACGCAAAACAGGUCUAAAAUCGGUACAUUUUUGUUCUCCAACGCGACAAACACGUGAUUAGUAGUGAAACGAAAGAUGAUCGCAAACUAGCAGAUCAUUUAAGACCGAAAAACAGACCGAACUGAUGCGACAGGAUUUGGCCUCAGCUAGAAGGGACAGGAGCAACACAAAAAAAAACAAACCAAAAAGGCCAUUUGGGAAGGGUUUGCAAAGAGAAAGAGGUAGAAAGAGAGAGAAGGAGUGUUUGUCAGAGAGAAAAUAUAUACAAACUUACAAGAAAGCAGUGAAAGUGGAAGAAGAGAACAGAAAGCGUGAAAAUAAACUUAUAUUUAUUUUUAUAAAUUAGAAAACAAUAAAGGACAAACGACACAACAACAGAAGAGAACAUUAAAUGUGUCUCGACAAAAGGGAGUGAAAAAAAACUAAUGUUUGCCAUGUUGGCUUGUCCCAGACAACCGUGGCACUAAAUGAAAUUGAGAAAAGAAGGAGAAGGAAGAAGAAGAAAACGAAAACAAUAUAUAACCAAAACGAGAGAACACUAACAAGGUAUCCUAAACGAUAGAGCCGUACGGGCGCCAAUUGAGAAUUGAGAGAACGGUUGAAAGAAGUCGGUAAAACCAAAACAUUUAACAGUGUGAGUGUUUUUUUUUAGUGUAAGAAACGUAUUGAAGCUAACCGAUCCUGUAAACCAAAUUAAGAACAGCAGAAGAGAAGAGAAAACCAAACAACUUCAACCAAAAUAGAAGGGUUGAAAGUGGCAAAGGAAAGGUUUAACAAUAGACACUGUUAAAAACAAAACCAACAUAUAUAUAUAUAUAUAUAUAUAUAUACAUACAUACAUAAUUUAAACAAGAAGGAAAACUCGCGAAAAAGAGUAAAGCGAGAACAUACAUACAGUGGACGGAUCCAACGUGGAAGUGAAAACAUGCUUUAAUGACUUCUGUGUACAUAUGAUAAUUUAGUGGCCAACAUGAAACAUUGUAAAACACACACUAACACUAACACACACACACACACCCAUAAGCCAUCAACCAUUCUGAUAAAGAAACAAAUAAGAGACGAUAAGAAGAAAAGAACGCUUAGCAGGAAAAAGGAAAAGUAAAGACCACUUUACUGUUGUGAACAGAAAGGGAGCAGAAGGAAUGGUGGGUGUCUGUGCUGAAAUGGCUGCAUUUGAAUGCCCCGAUGUAGUGAAAUAGCGGAAGCAGAAAAAAAAAUCACAAACUUCUAAAUACCGUCUAAAAAAAAGAUAAACCGUAUGUAACUAAAAACAAGAAAAGAAACAAAAAAACCAAAACACACCCACCCCCCAAUGAGUCCCAAUGCCAUGCAACUUGCUGGUCAGGGGUAAAAACCGGGGGAAUAUGCGGCAGGGUAGACAUUAUUGGGAAUCGUGAUCGUAAACGAAAGGAAAGGAACAGCGCAUGGCGAGAAGAAGAAAAAAAAAACAAAACAAAAAUAUUAAUGUUAUUUAUUUAUUGAUAUUUAUGUAAAAAAAGAAGAGUAAAAAAAGGAAAAACAACAAAAAAAUAAAAAUAAACUGAAAAACAACAAACAAAACAUACGAACACACACAUACACAUACACAAAACUACCAAUACUAAUAGGAAAACGACUGAGUGUCUCAAUGAACACGAUGAGAGGAUUGUGGGGGGGAUGGAUUCUUUACGACUCGACAGAGAAGAAGAAGAAGAAGAAGAGAAACAUUCGAACAGCAUGAACGAACGAAAGGAAGCGAUGGAAAGAGGAGAAAAACAUACACACACAUACACACUGUUAAUACUGGACGGUACAGGAAUUGUGAAGAUGCACAACACAAAAAGAUGCAUCAAACGAAAAGGUAAAACAAAGUACACACUUACACAAACACACAGAUAGACGAAACAAAAACAACAACAAAACAGUACACUUGCAGCAACACCAGAGAUAAGCAGAAGAGUCGUACAUACAUUAUUGCCGAAACCCCCCAUCCAGAAAGGAAACCACCCGCUCACCAAUGAAAGAGGGAGCGAACAUGAGGAAGAAGGAGACAGACAGAGAGAGAGAGAGAGAGAGAGAGAGAGAUAGAAAGAAUGUUGUAAGGAAUCUUAUCAUAACUGACUAAUAAACAAAUAAUGACAAACAAACCGUGAAUGUAAA